AUGAAAUUUCUCAAUAUUCUAUUAUUAACAUUCCUUUGCGUACAAAUUACUUUGGCGCAAGACGAUGGUGAUGACGACGAUGGAGGUGACGAUAGAAACGCUCAAUCAUCGACCGAUACGUCAUCAUCUUCAAAUGAAGUUGACUUUGAUGAAAAUAAUGAUAAUCUGUCGAGUUCUGAAACAGGAACUUCUGAAUCUGAUGACGACCUCAAUGAAGGACCCUCAGAAAGUUACAGUGUAUUUGAAAAAGUAAUAAGCCACGGAACUGAUAGAAUCAAAACUGCUGUUAAAGACUUUCGAAACAUUAAACGGGGUAUACGUGACUUUUUUCACGAUUUU
Iphiclides podalirius (scarce swallowtail) is the source of this 339-nucleotide messenger RNA. NCBI's taxonomy places the organism in Eukaryota, Metazoa, Arthropoda, Insecta, Lepidoptera, Papilionidae. The record is from the annotation of a GenBank genome assembly.